Messenger RNA from Elaeis guineensis (African oil palm), 1970 nucleotides. Its product is annotated as cysteine desulfurase, mitochondrial. NCBI's taxonomy places the organism in Eukaryota, Viridiplantae, Streptophyta, Magnoliopsida, Arecales, Arecaceae. The record is from RefSeq and is a predicted model, not a curated record. Gene Ontology annotation, cellular component: mitochondrion; cytosol. Gene Ontology annotation, molecular function: cysteine desulfurase activity; pyridoxal phosphate binding. Gene Ontology annotation, biological process: [2Fe-2S] cluster assembly.
CCAAUACCCCGCAUGAUAAAGGCCUUGUGGCCGCGUUCGUACCGCUUCGCCGCUUGCCCCUCUACUGGUUUCUCGUUCCACUCGGUUCCUUUCUCUCAGUUCUCCCCUUUUCCUAAAACGGACUCCAGUGUAUUUUAAAAUUAUUCUCACUUCCACUUGAACGGGACGUCGGCUCCAGCGACCGCCGCCAUGGCCAGCGCGAAGCACCUCUCCGUCCUCCGCCGCGCCCUCCCCGCCGGUCGCCUCCUCUCCACCGCCGCGGCCUCCGCAGCUCCUCUUCCGGUGGAGGACGCGGCGGAGGACGUCAUCUCCAUGAAGGGAGUCCGCAUCUCCGGCCGCCCCCUCUACCUCGACAUGCAGGCCACCACCCCCGUCGACCCCCGCGUCCUCGACGCCAUGCUCCCCUUCUACCUCUCCCGCUUCGGCAAUCCCCAUUCCCGCACCCACUUGUACGGCUGGGAGUCCGACGCCGCUGUCGAGGCCGCCCGCUCCCAGGUCGCCGCCCUCGUCGGCGCCAACCCCAAGGAGAUUUUCUUCACUUCUGGCGCCACGGAGUCCAACAACAUCUCCGUCAAGGGCGUCAUGCACUUCUAUCGCGACAAGAAGCGCCAUGUCGUCACCACCCAGACCGAGCAUAAGUGCGUCCUCGACUCCUGCCGCCACCUUCAGCAAGAGGGCUUCGAGGUUACCUACCUCCCCGUCGGCCCCGACGGCCUUGUCGACCUCGACCGCCUCGCCGCCGCCAUCCGCCCGGGCACAGGCCUCGUCUCCGUCAUGGCCGUCAACAACGAGAUUGGCGUCGUCCAGCCCCUCGAGGAGAUCGGCCGCAUAUGUAAGGAAAAAGGCGUCCCCUUUCACACCGAUGCCGCCCAGGCGCUCGGCAAAAUUCCUAUUGAUGUCGAGAAGAUGGGGAUCGGUCUCAUGUCCCUCAGCGGGCACAAGAUCUACGGGCCCAAGGGCGUUGGCGCCCUCUACCUCCGCCGCCGCCCCCGGAUCCGGGUGGAGCCCCAGAUGAGCGGUGGCGGCCAGGAGCGCGGCAUUCGCAGCGGCACCGUCCCCACGCCGCUUGUCGUCGGGAUGGGUGCUGCCUGCGAGAUCGCCACGAAGGAAAUGGACUACGAUGGCCGCCGCAUUGCCGCCCUCCAGGAGCGGCUCCUCAACGGAAUCCGGUCGCGGCUCGAUGGCGUGGUGAUCAACGGGAGCGUCGAGCAUCGGUAUCCGGGGAAUUUGAACCUCUCGUUCGCGUACGUGGAGGGGGAGAGUUUGCUGAUGGGGCUGAAGGAGGUGGCGGUGUCGAGCGGGAGCGCGUGCACCAGCGCCAGCCUCGAGCCGUCCUAUGUGCUAAGGGCGCUCGGGGUGGACGAGGACAUGGCUCACACCUCGAUCCGGUUCGGUAUUGGGAGGUUCACCACCGAGGCCGAGAUCGACCGGGCGAUAGAGCUCACUGUGAAGCAAGUAGAGAAGCUGAGAGAGAUGAGCCCGCUAUAUGAGAUGGUAAAGGAAGGGAUUGAUCUCAAGAGCAUCCAGUGGGCGCAACAUUGAGGACAGGGGAUUGGAUUCGCUGUAGUACACGUAUGAUUGGAGAUAGAAGAUAGAAGGAGGAGAAGAAAAAAGAGUGCGGGGUUUUAGAGCUCUGGAGCUAGUGGAAUGUGGCUGCUUUCUCUCCAGGUUCUACUUCCUCUUCUUUGUGGUUUAGUGUGCAUAUUUAUGUACUAGAAUGACUGCUUCAGAUGAAUCGCUUUGCACAUGUGACAGUCUUCUCCUUUUAUCUUACCUUUGCAUGAAAAGGUCUAAUUUUGGAUUGAGUGGACUGAAAAAUAACAAAAGUACAGGGAUGGUAUGUGUUAUAUAUACCAUAGAAUGGCUCCGUGAGGGCAUGUUGGUUUGAAUGCCAUGCUCAGGUGAAGGCAUUGGUUCCAUGUUCUGUUUCUUAUCUUUUUGAUGGCAAUGAAAUGCUCAGUUCAUCUUUA